ACUGCAUAGCACCUAAACGUCAUCACAACAGGAAGUAUCAGCGACUGGGCAAUAACGUUGUCGGUGUAUGUGUAAAGCCACAGCGCUGUGGAUGGAUACAAAAAAUAAUAUGUGUGUACUGUAAAUCGGUGUGUCGGAAGAAACAGGGUUCUCCUUCUGCCAGCGUCCAUGGACGACGCCCAGGAACAACGCACCCCCGUUAGGAACAAAUAAAUCCGACGGGCGAGCCUGUUCCCUCGGUUCCUUCUCGGUGGACAGUUCACCUAUGAUGGAACGGGCGAUGGAGCAGCUCAACGUACAGCUCAGUCGGCUGACCCGUUCCCUUCGCCGGGCCAGGACCGUGGAACUCCCAGAAGACAAUGAGACUGCGGUGUACACACUGAUGCCAAUGGUCAUGGCUGACCAGCACAGGUCAGUGUCAGAGUUGCUGCUCAACUCAAAGUUUGAUGUGAACUACGCCUUUGGACGAGUCAAGAGAAGUCUGCUACACAUCGCUGCCAACUGUGGCUCAGUGGAGUGUCUGGUUCUGCUGCUGAAGAGAGGAGCCAACCCAAACUACCAGGACAUCUCAGGCUGUACCCCUCUGCACCUCGCUGCUAGGAACGGACAGAAGAAGUGUAUGGGCAAACUCCUGGAAUAUAAUGCUGAUGUCAACAUCUGCAACAAUGAGGGACUGACCGCUAUCCAUUGGCUGGCGGUGAAUGGGAGGACGGAGCUCCUUCACGAUCUGGUCCAGCACGUGUCCAACGUGGAUGUGGAGGAUGCCAUGGGGCAGACAGCUCUACACGUAGCCUGUCAGAACGGACACAAAACCACGGUGCUGUGUCUCUUGGACAGUGGAGCUGACAUCAACCGGCCAAACAUCUCUGGAGCCACGCCUCUGUACUUUGCCUGCAGCCAUGGCCAAAGAGACACAGCGCAGAUCCUGCUCUCUCGUGGUGCCAAAUACCUCGCUGACAAGAAUGGAAUCACUCCUCUGGAUCUAUGUGUGCAGGGUGGAUAUGGGGAGACCUGUGAGAUCCUCAUCCAGCACCACAGCAGACUUUUCCAGACCCUCAUCCAGAUGACCCAAAAUGAUGAAAUGAAAGAGAACAUGCUCAGGCAGGUUCUGGAGCAUGUCUCUCAGCAGAGAGACAGUCAUUACCAGAGGAUCUUGACCAGUCUUGCUGAAGUAGCUACCACCAAUGGACACAAGCUUCUCAGCCUGUCCAGCAGUUAUGAAGCACAGAUGAAGAGCCUGCUGAGAAUCGUUCGUAUUUUCUGCCAUGUGUUCCGCCUGGGGCCUUCUUCACCCAACAACGGCAACGACAUGGGCUACAAUGGCAACAAGACGCCUCGCAGCCAGGUCUUUAAGAUGUGUGCGAGACAGAUGGCUGUGGAGACGGUACAAAAAGAUGAAUGUCCCUGGACAGGUUCUGCUGUCUUUGAUCCAAUGGAGCUGCUGUGGCACUCCCUGGACGAGUGGCUGGUGCUUAUCUCCACAGAGCUGGACAGGAACAGGAAGAACCCUUCUUCCCCCUCCUCCAGCAGCAGCGAAAUAGCCUCGCUGCUGCUCAAACAGCGGGAGGUCGACCCCUCCGGCUCCAUGCCCUCCUUGCUGGACGCCCAGACCGCCAUGGAGACAGAGGUGUACGCCGAUGGGGAGGACGUCAUCUCCAUGACGGCCAGUCGGCUCAGUGCUGUGAUCCAGGCCUUCUAUAUGUGCUGCUCCUGUCAGAUGCCACAAGGAAUGACAUCCCCUCGCUUUAUUGAGUUUGUCUGCAAGCAUGACGAGGUGCUCAAGUGUUUUGUAACCAGGAAUCCAAAGAUCAUCUUUAACCACUUUCAUUUCCUCCUGGAGUGUCCAGAGUUGAUGUCACGCUUCAUGCACAUUAUUAAAGGCCAGCCCUUCAAAGAUCGCUGCGAGUGGUUCUAUGAGCAUCUGCUGGCCGGCCAGCCGGACUCAGACAUGGUUCAUCGUCCGGUCAACGAGAACGACAUCCUGCUCAUCCACAGAGAUUCCAUAUUCAGGAGUAGCUGCGAGAUGGUUUCCAAGUCCACCAAUGAGAAACUCAAACAGGGCAUCGCUGUUCGCUUCCAUGGCGAGGAGGGGAUGGGCCAGGGGGUGGUUCGGGAGUGGUUUGACAUCCUGUCCAAUGAGAUCAUCAACCCAGACUAUGCUCUGUUCACUCAGUCAGCUGAUGGUACCACUUUUCAGCCGAACAGUAACUCGUCGGUGAACCCGGACCAUCUGAACUACUUCCUGUUCGCAGGUCAGAUCCUGGGUCUGGCUCUGUACCACCGACAGCUGGUCAACAUCUAUUUCACCCGCUCCUUCUACAAACACAUUCUGGGUAUCCCAGUGAACUACCAGGAUGUGUCGUCCAUCGAUCCAGAGUAUGCCAAGAACCUGCAGUGGAUCCUGGACAACGACAUCAGCGAUCUGGGUCUGGAGCUCACCUUCUCCGUAGAGACAGACGUGUUCGGGGCGAUGGAGGAAAUGCCGCUCAAACCCGGAGGGACCAGCAUCCUGGUCACCCAGGACAACAAGGCCGAGUACGUCCAGCUGGUGACGGAGCUGAGGAUGACGCGAGCCAUCCAGCCUCAGAUAAAUGCCUUCCUGCAAGGAUUCCACACCUUCAUCCCCCCCUCGCUCAUCCAGCUUUUCGACGAAUACGAAUUGGAGCUCCUGCUGUCAGGGAUGCCAGAGAUCGAUGUGCAGGAUUGGUACAGGAACACUGAGUACACCAGUGGCUACGACCCUCAGGAGCCAGUCGUCCAGUGGUUCUGGGAGGUGGUGAACAGCCUGACCCAGGAGGAACGGGUUCUGCUGCUUCAGUUUGUCACUGGAAGUUCCAGGGUUCCUCAUGGUGGCUUUGCCUACCUGAUGGGUGGCAGUGGUUUACAGAAGUUCACCGUUGCUGCAGUGCCAUACACCUCCAACCUACUGCCUACCUCUAGUACCUGUAUCAACAUGCUAAAACUCCCAGAAUACCCGAGCCAGGAGGUCCUGAGAGACCGGCUGCUGGUCGCGCUGCAUUGUGGGAGCUACGGUUACACCAUGGCGUGAACGUCUGCUGCUGUGAGGUUCUGCAGACUCCUGCAACACUCCCUCCUCCUCCUCCUCCACCUCCUCCUCCUCCUCCUCCUCCUCAGACACUCUUUUUUUGUAGUCAGGCGCUGCUUUUGCUGGACAAAAAAAAAAGAGAGAGAAGGGAAAUCCAGAGUCUUAUUAACGAGCUGCUGGCGAAACAGACUGAACAGAGACCACCGUUUCUGGAUCUCUCCCUGUGCCAGAACUUCUAUUUUUUUGAUUGAUGCUGGUAUCUGGUAAUUUAUGCAAAUAAUUUAAUAUAUUCUAAAUUUGACUAUUUUCAUGCAUUUAUUUUAGAAGAAAAAAAAACAGCAUUUAUACCAUGAAUUCUCUACGUAAAACAGUAAUCAUAAUAAUCACAAUACAACCUAUUGCUGCAUGCUUACUGAAUGCCAAAUAUGGAUGUUGUUUAACACCUGUCCAUAUAGAACCAUUGCCGAAUUGAUCAGUUUCAAACAUCAAUCAAACUGCACGGUUUAUAUGUCCCAGCUUCACAGCGCUGAUUCCUUUACAGAAAACUGGUAUAAUAGAACAAAUGUAAAUUUUUAGUUUCAGCCUCAUUUUCAGAUUCAAGACUAUUAUUUAUUUAUUAAAUGUUUUGUCUAUCUCCCUAUUUUAAAGCCAGAGUGUGUAGUUUCUGUCUCCCCCAUGAGGAAUUCUAAGUAAUGACGACAACAACUGUCGGCGCGUCCACGUGAUACAAGCCUUCCGUGAUCACGCACUCGCCGGUGCGUGAUCUGGUCUAGUAGCUCUUCUCCGCUACCGAAAACUCGGCUGACCUACCGUCAGGGCUGGGUAUGAUCAGAAGUUGGAGAUGCGAAUGGUGCCAAUAUGAUUGCUGAUUUAUUUUGAUACUUUCUUGCACUGUGAAGAAACCAAACACGCAUUUUGUUUAACAAAAUAAGCCAAACUUCAGAAGUGAGCGUAAAAUCAAUGCACUACGUGUAGUGUGUCGACAGUCUAACAUUCAAGUCCUGCGUGACAGCUGAUCAUGUCAUCCCAUUAAUGUGCUGCUAUAACAGCUUCCCCCUGUCUGGUUUCAGGCGGCAGGGAUUGGCUCCCAUUCAGCCACAAGAGCACCCGUGAGGUCCAACACCUAAGUCGGUGCAGUCGGUGUAGGGCUGCACGAUAUGAGGAAAAUAUGCGAUGACGAUAUUACUUGCGAUAGUUUCUGCCUCCCCCGUGAGGAAUUCUACGUAAUGACAACAUCACUGUCGGCGCGUCCACAUUGUACAAUAUAUCAUAUUUUCUUCCAACAAGCAAAACAAAAUCUCCGACUGUCUAUCGCGAUACGUCGCAGCCUUUCGCCACAUGUACAAAGACUGCGGCAGAUGAUAUUGCGAUGAUGACUUAAAAAAAAAAAAAAAGAUAUGUUGUGCAGCCUUAACAGCCAAAACACGUAAGCGUUGUGUAUAGCAGCGUAGCGCGGCUAUUUUUAUUUUAUCCAAUUGGUGUUCAUACCGGGUGCAGAGCGCCGGCGUCGGCGUCUCCUCUAUUCCUUGCACGAUACGCGAGCCUAUGUGUCAAGCCAGGUGGGUAAUCACAUACAGGAAGACCACAGUGCAGCCGCAUCCUUUACAAAAAUAAAACACAUUUCAAAAUAAAACAGCCAGGUUUAUGGCGGGGUUUUGGCUGUCUUGACUUCUCACAGCGAGACACGCGAUCAGGCACACGGAGAAAGAGACCGACGAACGGACGGACAGAGAGAGAGAGAGAGACACACACACACACACACACACACACAGGCUAAAAUUACUACAGUUUUCCCCAGUCAGCCUGUCUCUUUCGAUCAGAGAGAGAGAGAGAGAGAGAGAGAGAAGAAAUAUCACUUUAUGACCGGCGCGUAGAAAUAAAGGUCCAGUGUGAAUGGCCGGGCGCGGGAUCAGGCCCGUAUCUACGCUACGCAACAGGUUUUCAUUUUUUGGGCAACAAUACAGAUUAGCGCCGCCUGCUGUUAUGGAGACGUAUUACAUCUCGUCUC
Molecule: messenger RNA, 5054 nt
Organism: Perca flavescens (yellow perch)
Lineage: Eukaryota; Metazoa; Chordata; Actinopteri; Perciformes; Percidae
Gene: hace1
Product: HECT domain and ankyrin repeat containing E3 ubiquitin protein ligase 1
Exons: 25
Coding region: 266-3049 (927 amino acids)
Biological process (GO): Golgi organization; membrane fusion; ubiquitin-dependent protein catabolic process
Cellular component (GO): Golgi membrane; nucleus; cytoplasm
Molecular function (GO): ubiquitin protein ligase activity; protein binding
Source: RefSeq, a predicted model, not a curated record